Molecule: messenger RNA, 671 nt
Organism: Aspergillus fijiensis CBS 313.89
Lineage: Eukaryota; Fungi; Ascomycota; Eurotiomycetes; Eurotiales; Aspergillaceae
Exons: 2
Coding region: 129-668 (179 amino acids)
Biological process (GO): regulation of DNA-templated transcription
Molecular function (GO): DNA-binding transcription factor activity, RNA polymerase II-specific; zinc ion binding
Source: RefSeq, a predicted model, not a curated record
CGGAGUACAGCCAGCUUGACCUCUCUUCUCCUUCUUACUCUCUAAUUCCUCAAUUUAAAGUCAAUUCACUUCUUUUCUUCCCCUCCCUCCAGUGAUAUCACCUAGUCAUCCUCAAACACUCAAACACAAUGCCUGAACAAAUCUCCCAUCGGUCCAAGCCUCGUCCCACAGCCUCCUGUCUUCCCUGUCGUGCCCGUAAAGUGAAAUGCAACCGCCUCACCCCCUGCGCCACAUGCGUGGCACGCAACACCCCGCAAGAAUGCAAGUACGCCGCUCCGGAUACCGAUCGUCAAGCCAUUGCUCAAGCCGAGCUGAUCGCGGGGCUCCGAAGCCGGGCGAACCAAUUGCGCGAUCAGCUGGGCAUGGCGCGGGGGCUCGAGAUCUUGGAGAUUGAGGAUCAGCAGCCAUCCCCAGAGUCAGACAGCGAGCAGGAAGAGCAGUAUGCCUCGAUCGAAAACGAGAUCGGAACGGGGGCCCCGUCACGGAAGAAGGAGGAUCAGUUGGCCGAGCUGGAGGUGGUGUAUGCGGCGUUGAGAUGGGGAACGGGUGCGACAGUAGAGGAAGUCAUCCGAAGGAUUCGGAGAGGGGAGCCGUUGGGGGACAUUGCUCAAGGAGUGGAGUUGGGGAUGGGUCCGGGAUUAGAAGACGGUGUGGUGGUCCUGGAUUGAUAG